AUGAAGUUUCUGCCAUUUUUGAAUUAUCAUGGUAGAUUAUCAGAAGGUGCAACUUAUAAUAAGGAGAAUAACUCUUUCUUAUGGGUUGAUAUUAUUGCCGGAAAAUUACAUCGUGUUUUCUUAUCAUCAACUACAGAAUCUGAAUAUUCAAUUGAUGAAUUAAAAAAAGUUGAAGCAACUCAUGAAGUUUAUGAAAAUCCUAAUGAAAAUUUUGGUGUUAUUUUUUUAACUAAAGAUGAUGAUUUAGUCUUGAUUGGUUGUAGAGAAGGUGUUGCUUCUUUUGAUUUCAGAACAAAAAAAUUUGAAUAUGUUACUAAAUUUGGUGAAAGUGGUGAUAAAUUAAGAUCAAAUGAUGGUAAUAUUGAUCCGUUAGGAAAUAUUUGGAUUGGAUUAACUGGUGAUUUCCAACAUAGUGCAAUUGAUGAAGGUAAAUUAAUUAAAAUUGAUAAAUCAGAUGAUAAUAAAAUUAUUACAGAAGUUCCAAAUUCUAAAAUUCCAAAUGGUAUAAAUUGGUCUAAAGAUGGUAAAACUUUAUAUUGGACAUCAUCAUUAGAAUACACAAUUUAUAAAUUUGAUUAUGAUUUGCACACUGGUGAAAUUUCAAACAAAAGACCUCAUAUUAAAAUUAAAGAUUGGUUACAUGGAUAUGAAUCACCAGAACCUGAUGGAUUUACAUUGACCGAAGAUGAUCAUCUUUAUACUGCAGUUUUCAGUACUUCAUUAGUCUUACAUUUUGAUCCUCAAGGUCAAUUGGUUGAACAAUUUAAAUUACCAGCUGAAAGAAUCACAUCAGUUAUUUUUGGUGGUGUUGAUCAAGAUGAAUUAUAUAUUACCAGUGCUAAUUUACAUUUGGAUGAUCCAAGUAAAUUAAAUCAAACUGGUAGUGAUCUUGGUGGUGCAAUUUUUAGAAUUAAAUUGGAUGGUGUUAAAGGACCAACUUAUAAUAAAUCCAAUAAUUCCUUAUUAUGGGUUGAUAUAAUUGAAGGACAAUUACAUCGAGUUUUUUUAUCAUCAAAGGGAUCUAAAUCUCAAGAAUAUCCAAUUGAAGAAUUAACAAAAGUUCAAGAAACUCAUGAAGCUUUCGAUACUCCAGAUGAAUUAUUUGGUGUUGUUUUUUUAACUAAAGAUGAUGAUUUAGUUUUAAUUGGUGGUAAAAGAGGGAUUGCUACUUUUAAUUUCCGAACAAAAAAAUUUGAAUAUAUUAUUAAAUAUCCUAAAGAAGAUUAUAAAUUAAGAUCAAAUGAUGGUAAUAUUGAUCCAAGGGGUAAUAUUUGGAUUGGAUUAAUGGGUGAUUUUGAAAAUGGUCCAAUUGAUGAAGGUAAAUUAAUCAAAGUUGAUAAAUCAGAUAAUAAUAAACUUGUUACACAAGUUCCAAAUGCUUUGAUUCCAAAUGGUAUUAAUUGGUCUCAAGAUGGUAAAACUUUAUAUUGGACAUCAUCAUUAGAUUUUAUAAUCUAUAAAUUUGAUUAUGAUUUAACCACAGGUGAAAUAUCAAAUCAAAAACCUCAUAUUAAAAUUAAAGAUUGGUUACCAGAUUUUGAAUCACCAGAACCUGAUGGAUUCACAUUAACUGAAGAUGAACAUAUUUAUACUGCAGUUUUCAGUACUUCAUCAGUAUUACAUUUUGAUUCACAAGGUCAAUUGAUUGAAAUUUUUAAAUUACCAGCUGAAAGAAUCACAUCAGUUAUAUUUGGUGGUGAUGAUUUAGAUGAAUUAUUUAUAACAAGUGCAAAUUUACAUUUGGAUGAUCCAACUAAAUUGAAUGAUGUUGGUGAUGAUCUUGGUGGAGCAAUUUUUAGAAUUAAAUUGAAUGGUGUUAAAGGUAUUUUAAAACCAUAUUAUGAAUUAUGA
Molecule: messenger RNA, 1851 nt
Organism: Hansenula ciferrii
Lineage: Eukaryota; Fungi; Ascomycota; Saccharomycetes; Phaffomycetales; Wickerhamomycetaceae
Product: regucalcin
Exons: 3
Coding region: 1-1851 (616 amino acids)
Biological process (GO): L-ascorbic acid biosynthetic process
Molecular function (GO): calcium ion binding; gluconolactonase activity
Source: RefSeq, a predicted model, not a curated record